CGUUCCCUUAAAGAUAUAAACGUAUAAUGGAGCACACUGCCAUGGCAGGGAUAUUCAUCGUCAUCAGUCUCUACUUGUUCUGCAGGCUGUUACUCUCCUUUUGGGUUUUUCCUUUCCUAACUCACCGGAGGCUCAAGAAGAAUGGUUUCAGUGGUCCAUCUCCAUGUUUUCCAUUAGGUAAUCUCAGUGAGAUGAAGAAGAAGACUAACACUCAAAGCUCGUCUUGGACUAACAAGAUCUCCCAUGACAUAUACCCAACUCUAUUCCCUCACUUCGCUCGCUGGAAAAACUCCCACGGCAAGGUGUUCGUCUACUGGUUGGGCACAGAGCCAUUUUUGUAUAUAGCAGAUCCUGUUUUUCUCAAGAAGCUAUCAAGUGAGGUCUCUGCAAAGAAAUGGGGGAAACCUUCUGUGUUCAAACGUGACAGAGCUCCUAUGUUUGGCAAUGGCAUCGUUAUGUCUGAAGGUGAUGAAUGGGCUCUUCACCGCCAAGUUAUCACUCCUGCGUUUAACCCUGCCAACUUGAAGGCAAUGGUGGGUUUGAUGGUGGAGGCUACCAGAUCAAUGCUAGAUACCUGGAGUAACCAGCUCAAAAAUUCCGGCACUCGAGAAAUUGAUGUAGAGAAAUCGAUCAGAGAAACAGCAGGGGAAAUAAUCGCCAAGGCAAGCUUCGGCAUUAGUUACCAAAGUGAUAACCAUGUGUUUGGAAAAUUAAGGGCCUUGCAAAUCAGCCUCUUUCAAACGAAACGUCUUUUAGGUGUUCCAUUUGGGGAAUUGUUGUACCUCAAGCAAGCCCUCGAGGCCAGAAGACUUGGAGAAGAAAUUAACCAACUGUUCUCACCGAUCAUAUCUGCACGAGAGGAAAUGAUUAGGUCAGGAUCGUCUCCUCCGCAGCGCGACUUGCUUGGGAUAUUGCUUAACCAGAGUGAUCAACAAGGCAGCUUCAGAAAGACUAUGACAACACAGCAGUUGGUGGAUCAGUGCAAGACAUUUUUCUUUUCAGGGCAUGAGACAUCGGCAUUAUCUAUCGUAUGGACGAUGCUACUUCUGGCCACGAAUCCACAGUGGCAAAAUGAACUGAGGGAAGAGAUUAGGGAGGUGGUCGGAGAUGAAGAAAUUGAUUUCGACAUGCUUGCUGGACUAAAGAAGAUGGGAUGGGUGAUGAAUGAGGUUUUCCGACUAUAUCCUUCAGGACCAAAUGCACAGAGGCAAGCUAGAGAUGACAUUCAAGUGAGUGAGGACCUAACGAUCCCUAGAGGAACCAAUAUGUGGAUCGACAUUGUGGGAAUGCACCAUGACCCUGAGCUAUGGGGUGAGGAUGUGCAUGAGUUCAAGCCAGAGAGGUUUAAGGACGAUAUACAUGGUGGGUGCAAGCACAAAAUGGGUUUCUUACCUUUUGGUUUUGGAGGAAGGAUGUGUAUCGGUAGGAACAUGAGCUUCUUGGAGUAUAAGGUUGUGCUAAGCCUGAUACUUUCUAGGUUCUCUUUUACUGUUUCUCCUACAUAUUGUCACUCUCCUUCUACUUUACUCACAAUGAGGCCAUCUUAUGGCAUGCCUCUAGUAUUCCAGCUCUUGGAUUGAAGAUUGUGGCUACCGUACCUUUUGAGUUGUAAAAUCUCAAUCUUUAAGUUGUUUCAAAGACUCAUUAUUCUAGCAUACC
Messenger RNA from Fragaria vesca subsp. vesca, 1659 nucleotides. Its product is annotated as cytokinin hydroxylase-like. The transcript has 4 exons. Gene Ontology annotation, molecular function: iron ion binding; monooxygenase activity; heme binding. NCBI's taxonomy places the organism in Eukaryota, Viridiplantae, Streptophyta, Magnoliopsida, Rosales, Rosaceae. Bases 27 to 1580 code for a protein of 517 amino acids. The record is from RefSeq and is a predicted model, not a curated record.